ACCAUUAGGGCGCACAAAAAUCAAACAGAAAUUACGCAGCCAAAAACCAUGGGCGAAGUUGCAGACGAGAAAAAAGGCAUGGCGACGACACCUACGGUGAGCAUGAAGCUGUUGGUGGACACGCAAGCCAAACGAGUCCUGUUCGCGGAGGCCGGCAAAGACUGCAUCGACUUCCUCUUCCAAAUACUGUCUCUGCCGGUGGCCACCGUGAUUGGGCUGCUCAGAGACGAAUCAAUGGCGGGAUCCUGGCCCAACCUCUACAAAAGCUUAAUGGAUCUCAGCGACGGCUACAUACAGCCCAAUCAGAGCAAGGACGCCUUUCUGAAACCGGUGGCGCCGGUCUCCAGUUCCUCGAUGCCGCUUCUGGCUCUUAAUGAUGCACAGAUCCAAAAGAAAUUUUACGAUUGCGAGAAAUGCAACGGUUACUUUACUGAUGACCCACGCGCGGUUUGUCCUGCAUGUAACGAGCUAAUGACCUCGGAUCUGGAGUAUGUCGCUCCUCCCGCCGUGCCAGUGGCGGCGGAAAGCGGCGGUUUGGUGAAGGGGGUGAUAACCUACAUGGUGAUGGAUGAUUUGGAGGUGAAGCCUAUGUCUACCAUCUCCAGCAUAGCUCUGCUCAACAAGUUUAAUGUGAAGGAUGUGGGAGCUUUGGAGGAGAAGGUUGUCACUCUUGGAAUGACUGAGGCUUUGAUGCUGUUGAAGUAUUCUCACCAGAGCAAGAAUGUUCUCACUCAUGUCUUCUGCUAGUUCCGUUCCAGCCAUUUAUUCCACUCUUUCCAUUUUGUGUUUCCUAUCAUUUUGCCGUUGAUCUUCCGUCCAUGAACCUCUCUAUGUUCAAACUAUUGUUCUUAACGUAUUAGUUGAAGUUUCGUAUUUGUGUGA
Messenger RNA from Salvia miltiorrhiza (redroot sage), 882 nucleotides. RefSeq lists its product as uncharacterized. Bases 49 to 747 code for a protein of 232 amino acids. The record is from RefSeq and is a predicted model, not a curated record. The transcript has 2 exons. Lineage: Eukaryota; Viridiplantae; Streptophyta; Magnoliopsida; Lamiales; Lamiaceae.